Messenger RNA from Rhagoletis zephyria (snowberry fruit fly), 2664 nucleotides. NCBI's taxonomy places the organism in Eukaryota, Metazoa, Arthropoda, Insecta, Diptera, Tephritidae. The record is from RefSeq and is a predicted model, not a curated record.
GCUUAAACAGCACCCACUGCGGGCCAAUAAACAAAGAUCGAGGCAUCCAGCGUUUGGAGGCGAUGCUCUUUGCCAUUGACAAGAUCAACAACGACUCAUCGCUGCUGGGCAACAUCAAACUGGGCGCCAUCAUCCUUGACACCUGUUCUUCGGACACCUACGCCCUAAACCAGUCGCUGGAGUUCAUCAGGGCGUCCAUCAACACGGUGGAGGCGUCGGCGUUUGAGUGCCGAGAUGGCGGCAUGCCCCGCUCAAAGUACGGCUGGAAGCACAUCACCGGCGUGGUGGGCGGUUCCUACAGUGAGGUCUCUCUUCAAGUGGCCAAUCUGCUGCGGCUCUUCAAGAUUCCGCAAGUGAGCUACGCCUCUACUGGGACCUCGCUGUCGGACAAGUCUCGCUACGACUUCUUCGCCCGGACCGUUCCGCCGGACACCUACCAGGCCAAUGCCCUCGUUGACCUGGUGGAGCGCUUCAACUGGAGCUACGUCUCGCUGGUGACCAGCGAGGGCCAGUACGGCGACUCGGGCAUGACGGCCUUCCUCCGCGAGGCGAAGAAACGCUCCAUCUGCAUUGCCAUGAACGAGAAGGUGCCGCAGAACGCCGACGCCGCCUACUACAACUCCAUUCUGCAGAACCUGCGCACCAAGCCGAAUGCGAGGGGCGUGGUGCUGUUUCUCCGGGCGGAGGACAACCGCGGCCUCCUCGAGGCGGCCAUGGCGCAGAACUACACGCGCCACUUUAGCUUCAUCGCCUCCGACGGCUGGGGCAAGCAGGACAAGCUGGUGCAGGGCGUGGAGGACGCCGCCGACGGCGCGAUCACCGUAGAGUUGGCCACCAAUGAAAUUGAGGAGUUCAACUACCACAUUGGAAAUCUGACGGAGGAUCACAGUCGGCGAAACCCCUGGUUCAAGGAGUUUUGGCGUGACACCUUUGGCUGCCGUUUUGUGGACGAUCCCAUUGAAAACCUGUCAAUUCCCAUCUGCUCCUCGGAGGAGCGCAUGACCGCCUCCAAUGGGUACAUCCAAGAGUCAAAAGUGCAGUUUGUGGUGGAUGCGGUGUACUCCUUCGCCUACGCCCUCCACCACGCCUGGACCGACCUUUGUCAGCCGCAUCAGGGCUACUGCAAUCGCCUGAAGGAGCUCGAUGGGGAGAACUUCUACAAGCAGUACCUGCUCAAUGUCAGUUUUAUCGACCUCGCCGGCAGCGAGAUGAAGUUUGACAAGAACGGCGACGGUCUCGGCCGCUACAACAUCUACAACUUUCAGCGCAACGUCGAGGGCAACUUUGUUUACCAAAAGGUGGGCGAAUGGUUCGACCAGUACCUCGACCUGGAGCAGGAGAAGAUCAACUUUGGCUUCACCGAGGCGGACACCACCACCGGCCAUCACCUGGCGCAGCACCACUUUGAGAACAAGUUCGGCGACCUGGUGCAGCUAUCGGUGCCCGAGUCGGUGUGCAGCAAACCCUGCGGCGUGGGCGAGAUCAAGAUCGUCCAGGCCGGUGACAAGUGCUGCUGGAUCUGCACCGCCUGCAAGCCGUACGAGUUUGUGGCCAACGAGUCGCAGUGCCUGGACUGCGGCGAGGGCCGGUGGCCCUACCCGGACAAGGCCGACUGCUUCGACCUGGAGCUCCGCUACAUGAAGUGGGACUCCACCUAUGCGCUGAUCGCCAUCGGCGUCUCCGUCUUCGGCAUGGGCCUCACCGUCUUCGUGGUGGCCAUUUUCUUCCGCUACAGCGAGACGCCCAUUGUCAAGGCCAGCGGUCGGGAGCUCAGCUUCAUCCUCCUCUCCGGCAUCUGCUUCUGCUUUCUGAACACCUUCAUUCUGCUGGCCAAGCCGACGCUGCUCAGCUGCUCGUUGCAGCGUUUUGGGGUUGGCUUUGGCUUCUCCAUCAUCUACGGCGCCCUGCUGACCAAGACCAAUCGCAUAUCGCGCAUCUUUGACAGCGCUCGCAAGACCGCCCGACGGCCCAGCUUUAUCAGCCCUCGCUCGCAGGUGAUCAUUACCUUUAUCAUCAUGAUGCUCCAGGCCUUGGGUACCCUAAUUUGGUUUUUGUUAGAAGUGCCCGGCGUGCGAAAGUACUACCCCGAUGGGAAGCGUUCCGAGGUGAUACUGAAGUGUCGCGUCCGUGACAGCAGCUUCCUCCUCUCGCUCUCCUUCAACAUGAUGCUCAUCACUACUUGCACACUGUACGCCAUCAAGACGAGGAAGAUUCCGGAGAACUUCAACGAGAGCAAGUUCAUCGGCUUCACCAUGUACACCACCUGCAUCAUCUGGCUUGCCUUCGUCCCGCUCUACUUCGGCACCGGAAACAGCUUUGAGAUCCAAAUCACCACUCUCUGCGUCUCCAUUUCGCUCUCCGCCUACGUCGCCCUCUUCUGUCUCUUCUUUCCCAAAGUGUACAUCAUCCUCGUGCACCCGGACAAGAAUGUGCGCAAGCUGACGAUGAACAGCGCCACCUACAAGAAGCAACCCGCCACGAGCAGCAGCGUCCCCACCACCUCUUCAAAUCACGAACACGUCAAGCUGGGCGUUUCAGAGGGAGACAAUAAGGUGUACGCGGCGACGGCCACUACUACGGCCAUCAACGCCGGCGCCAGUACUUCCGCCGGAACUGGACCGAAUCUGAUCACCGCCACGGCCAUUAUCAACGUUAACGUUGAAG